Molecule: messenger RNA, 1398 nt
Organism: Hylaeus volcanicus
Lineage: Eukaryota; Metazoa; Arthropoda; Insecta; Hymenoptera; Colletidae
Gene: eIF2alpha
Product: eukaryotic translation initiation factor 2 subunit 1
Exons: 6
Coding region: 204-1205 (333 amino acids)
Cellular component (GO): eukaryotic translation initiation factor 2B complex; eukaryotic 48S preinitiation complex; eukaryotic translation initiation factor 2 complex
Molecular function (GO): translation initiation factor activity; RNA binding; ribosome binding
Source: RefSeq, a predicted model, not a curated record
GCUACACUUUGUGCACUCCUCAGCAUUUCUGUGAAAGCACCCAUUGAGUAUUAUGUCUCCUUCUUAAAAUCUGACUGAAAUCUAAGUCAAGAUUGCACAUGGAUUAUUAACAUAAUUCAUUAUAUUUUUACUGUCUUAAUUAUAUUUUGGUAGUGUAAAUAAAGAGUUCGUCAUUCCUUGCACGAUAUACAUAUAGAGCAAAAAUGGUACUCUCGUGUCGGUUUUAUAAGGAAAAGUAUCCAGAAGUGGAGGAUGUAGUAAUGGUAAAUGUACGUAGUAUAGCUGAAAUGGGAGCAUAUGUACAUUUAUUAGAGUACAAUAACAUUGAAGGCAUGAUUCUUCUUUCUGAAUUGUCUAGAAGACGUAUUAGAUCAAUUAACAAACUUAUUAGGGUUGGAAAGACUGAGCCAGUUGUGGUUAUUCGAGUUGACAAAGAGAAAGGUUAUAUCGAUCUUAGCAAACGACGUGUAUCAGCUGAAGAUGUUGAAAAAUGUACAGAGAGGUAUGCGAAAGCUAAAGCUGUUAACUCAAUUCUAAGACACGUUGCAGAAUUGUUGCAUUUUGAUAGCGACGAUCAGUUGGAAGAAUUAUAUCAAAAAACUGCAUGGCACUUUGAAGAAAAAUAUAAAAAGCAGAAGGCAUCUGCGUAUGAUUUCUUUAAACAAUCAGUUUCGGAUCCAUCUAUUUUAGCAGAAUGUGGUCUUGAUGAACAUACAAAGGAAGUACUGUUGAAUAAUAUUAAACGAAAAUUAACUUCUCAAGCAGUGAAAAUUCGAGCAGAUGUAGAAGUCGCUUGUUACGGAUACGAAGGAAUCGAUGCCGUUAAAGCUGCUUUAAAAACUGGUUUAGCUCUUUCUACGGAUGAACUUCCAAUUAAAAUCAAUUUAAUUGCACCUCCAUUAUAUGUUAUGACAACAUCUACACCGGAAAAGCAAGAUGGCUUAAAAGCAUUGAGCGAUGCUAUUGACGUUAUACGAAGUAAAAUAACAUCACUCGGUGGUGUAUUCAACGUGCAAAUGGCUCCAAAAGUCGUUACUGCAACAGAUGAAGCAGAAUUGGCAAGACAAAUGGAACGAGCCGAACUUGAAAAUGCGGAGGUUGCAGGUGACGAUGACGAAGAAGAAGAAGGAAUGGAUGGUUUCAGUGGUGGUGAAGGUGAAGAUGAAGAUAAAAAAUCUGGAACAGAGUCUCAAGGAGAAGAGUAAAUAUAGAGAAUCCAUGAAGCGGUUUUCAUUAACUGAAUUAUUUCUGAGCCAGAACCAUACUUUCGGAAGUAUGCUAUUGAAUUGCUGGACAUUACACAGAAUGUUUCAAAUUCAUAUACAAAACUCAAUGUAUUAUAAUUUAUAAAUAAUUUUCUAUUAACUUGAUAAAAUAAACAGAUUAAUCACAUUCAGA